AAAAAAUUAUUUAAGCUGCUCAUUCCAAUCUUGCUACUUAAAUUCCAGUCCAUCUCACCAUUCUCUAACAAGAAAAAAAGAUACAUAUAUAUCCACUAUGUGUAACCCAAAACCUUCCUCUCCCCCUUCAUUUGCCUCUUCUAACAAAACCCAUUUCAAAAAUCCCAACAAGCCCAUGGAUCCUGAUGUUGACAAUGAUUUCGAAGAUCAACUCCAUAGAUGGCCAACUCCUUGUGAGGCAAUGGAAGAAAUCAAAGAAAUAGGGAAAAUCUCGGGUCCAACGGCAAUAACAGGGCUACUGCUCUACUCCAGAGCCAUGAUCUCCAUGCUAUUCCUCGGCUACCUCGGCGAGCUGGAGCUCGCCGGCGGCUCCCUCUCCAUCGGCUUCGCCAACAUUACCGGCUACUCCGUCAUCUCCGGCCUCGCCAUGGGAAUGGAACCCAUCUGCGGCCAAGCCUACGGCGCGAAACAGAGGAAGCUCCUCGGCCUCACCCUGCAACGCACCGUCCUCCUCCUCCUCUCCACCUCCAUCCCCAUCUCCUUCAUGUGGCUCAACAUGAACCGGAUCCUCCUCUGGUGCGGCCAAGACCAGGAAAUCUCCUCCAUGGCCCACACCUUCAUCGUCUUCACCAUCCCUGACCUCUUCUUCCUCUCCCUCCUCCACCCGCUCCGAAUCUACCUCCGGACUCAGAGCAUUACCUUGCCAGUGACGUACUGUUCGUUAAUCUCCGUCCUGCUUCACGUCCCGUUGAACUUCCUCCUGGUGGUCUAUUUCAAGAUGGGUAUUUCCGGAGUGGCGGUGGCCAUGGUGUGGACAAACCUGAACUUGUUUAUCUUGCUCUGGUGCUUCGUCUACUUCUCAGGCGUGUACAGGGACUCCUGGGUGGCCCCCAGCGCCGACUGCCUGCGCGGGUGGUCCUCCCUCCUCGCUCUGGCCGUCCCCACCUGCGUCUCGGUCUGCCUCGAGUGGUGGUGGUACGAGUUCAUGAUCAUGCUCUGCGGCCUCUUGGCCAACCCCAAGGCGACGAUCGCUUCCAUGGGCAUCUUAAUCCAGACAACUUCGCUGGUAUACGUGUUUCCGUCAGCCUUGUCGCUCGGGGUGUCCACUCGGGUCGGUAACGAGCUGGGCGCCAACCGCCCCGGGCGGGCCCGGGUGUCCACCAUCGUGUCCAUGUCCUGUGCGGCGAUGCUGGGCAUCGCUGCUAUGGCGUUCACGACGCUGAUGAGGCACAGGUGGGGGAGGUUUUUCACGAGCGACAGGGAGAUAUUGGAGCUGACGGCGGUGGCAUUGCCGAUAGCUGGGCUGUGCGAGCUGGGGAACUGCCCGCAGACGGCCGGGUGCGGCGUCCUGAGGGGCAGCGCGAGGCCGACGGUGGGCGCCAAUAUUAACCUCGGUUCUUUCUACUUGGUGGGUUUUCCGGUGGCCAUUUUCAUGGGGUUUGUGGCGAAAAUGGGAUUCGCCGGGCUUUGGAUGGGAUUGCUGGCGGCCCAAGCUUCAUGUGCUCUGCUCAUGCUCUGUGUUCUAGGGAGAACUGAUUGGAAGGUUGAAGCAGAGAGAGCAAGAAACCUCACACAAUCUUCUUCUUCUUCUACUACUUCUCAUGAUUCUUUGCCGGUGUCGUUGCCUCCGGCAGCGGCGGCGGAGGGUGGCGGUAAGGAAGCAAAGAAGGUGGUGGUGGUGGUGGCUAAUUUGGAUGGGAUUUUGUGCAGUAAUAAUGAUGAUGAGUUGGUGAAGACAGCUUCCCUUGAAACUGACCCUCUGAUUUCUACUACUACGAAAGUACCCCACGUUCAUUGAUUAAUUAGGAAAUUAAUUGCUACCUAAUUCCCCCACCAUUUUUUUUGCCCCACUCUUGGAACAGUUGAUGCAUUCCACUCACUUGUUAGUAUUGUAGAGAAGAUGGGAUUUUCUUUUUUCUUUUUUUAAAUUGAUUUUCACACUCUUCUUUUGUUCAAGUGCACUCCAUUUUUUGUCUUUAUUAAUGUAAAAUUAUAAAAUUACCCUUCAUGUAUUCUUUCCUUCACACAUGAAAAGGGUAGUCAUGUAAUUUCACAUCACUACAAAACAAAACAAAAUAGUGCAUUUCAAUGAAAGGGGAGUGUUAAAAUCAAUUUCGAUCCCCUCUUGCUUUCCAUUAACGUGUAAUAAGAAUUGAAGAAUAGAAUAGAAAUGAACAAUAUUAUACAUACA
This is a messenger RNA of Rhododendron vialii, 2191 nucleotides long. Its product is annotated as protein DETOXIFICATION 48. The transcript is spliced from 2 exons. Gene Ontology annotation, biological process: xenobiotic detoxification by transmembrane export across the plasma membrane. Gene Ontology annotation, cellular component: membrane. The coding region runs from base 98 to 1798 and encodes 566 amino acids. Gene Ontology annotation, molecular function: antiporter activity; xenobiotic transmembrane transporter activity. Lineage: Eukaryota; Viridiplantae; Streptophyta; Magnoliopsida; Ericales; Ericaceae. The record is from RefSeq and is a predicted model, not a curated record.